This is a messenger RNA of Porites evermanni, 9751 nucleotides long. The record is from the annotation of a GenBank genome assembly. NCBI's taxonomy places the organism in Eukaryota, Metazoa, Cnidaria, Anthozoa, Scleractinia, Poritidae.
AUGCUUCGUUUACAGAAAAGUUGGACAGCCUUUUUGCUUCUAAUUCUGUGCUUCAUACAGAUUUACCUUUUAGAAGUGUCCGUAGGAACUAGUGAAACGAAAGGUGAGUGAUUAACGAGGCAACUUGAAACUUUAGACGGCAUAUGCUCGCCAAUGUUGCGUUCAUGAUCGAUUCGAUUUGGUCAAAGCUCUACAACUUUCAAUUUAAAAAAGAUAUGUAAGGUCUGUACACGUAAUGAAACCGUUUUAAAGUCUAGCUUGACUGAAAGAAAUGGACGAAAAUAUGCCGAAUCAAAGUCGUCACGAGAUCGGCGAAUCAUGUUUUAUACGAACCUCAGACGAUCCUUGUGCUUAACUUUUUUAUGUGCCAAUGGUUUCGUUUUCGUUGAUUAACAGACUGCAGACGGUUUUCAUUUCCAUGCGAAUGCGAGUUAGUACUUUAACCUUGACGGUAUUAAAAUUUCACAGCGAUGUUAUUUUUUGUUGUUCUGGCUUUCGAAAAUAAUCUUACAUCAUACUUUAUAACUUGGAUAUUGAAAUAUUGUAUUUGUAUUGCAAAUGUGCGUAGACAGUUUUGUGUAAGCUUAAAUGCCACUCUGUUUGGGUAGCGUAUACUAAAUUCUCUUUGAACCUUUGUCCAAGUGAUAUUAAAAAUGUUUGCUGCUUUUUAUUAUGACUAAGCUUAUGUGUAUUAAACUUGUACUGGACGAGGAUAACUGUAUGGUUGAAUUACUCUACAGGGCUUUGUGGAAAACUUCAUCCAAUAUGCAAGAUAUGAUAUAUUGAUUUUUAUUGAUAAACACUUUGCUAGAGUGUUCACUUUUAACGUUAUGUAAACAAUGUUAUGUUGGGAAACUUUUAUCAAGCAUUAAUUUUGAUUACAUACAGGGCAGGACUUGUCUAUAUAGUGGGCUGGUUUCAGUGAUAAGUGGUGGUCGGGACAUGAAAGAACUGGAAAGGCUAAUAUUAUAUUAUAACUUGCCUACUUACAGCAUGUAAUUCCCAUUGGAUGACCAUGGUAUAUAGGUAACUCAAAUUAAGAUGCCCAGCCAUACACGUACAUGUAUUCAAGAGUAUGGUUUUUGAUUUCUGGCCAUUGUCUGUGAUCCACACUUUAACAGCUUUUAGAGGAAAUCACCCAACAGUGAAUCGUUGACUUACGUUAAGUACAAUAUAUUAUGUAUAUCUGUCUGAAUUUAUAAAAAGGUAUACUCUGUACAGAAAUUUCAAGUGCAUUUUAACGAUUUGACCCUUGAGGUGAGUAAAAAGCAGUUGAAAGUCGCUAGUUAGGGCUUGUAAAGGACAAAUUAAUCACUGGCUACACGCAGGAAGUCCUUGGCAAUAGCGAGAGAUUUGUAAUGAAAUGAACAACAUUUAAAAGCACAGAAAUUAUGAAAUUACAGUCUCUCAAUUAUCUAUGAGGCUCAUAGCGAGAUACCUGACUAUAACAGACCUAGAAUCCACCUUUCUUGAGCCCAGAAUCGGUUGUCUAAGACAAAGUCACUUCAACUAAACACUCACGAAACAUUUUUAUGCUUGUGCAUGAUAUUCUUAGAACAUGAGCACCACAACAUACCUGAAUUCUGUCUGUCAACAACUUCAGGAAAUGGGCGAUUCCAGAAAAUAUCCAUGCUAUACCACGGACGGCUUUUAGGAUUUCGGAAGAGGAGGGGGGGUUCAUGAUUAUGGAAUUUUGAGGGCAUGGGGGGGUAUUUACGAUUUGAAAUCCGAAGGCAUGGGGGAAUUCCACAGGUGGGAUUUCUGGAGUAGAAAGUGUAGAGUGAGUUCCUUGAAAGCGCUAUUGUUGUGGACUUUUGUAGUUCGUAAAUAAACCAGGAACGUAUGACCGCGGAAGCAGAAGACAAGCAUCGAUAGAUCAGACACGUGUUUACGCUCAUAACUCAUAGAAGUGAACAGUAAAACGUUGGUUUCACAUUUACCUUGAUGAAUUUCUUGUCACAUGAAUAAAAACUGAAAAUGUAUCUUUAAUACCGCUUGCAAAUUUCUUGUUUCUCCCGUCCAAUGAACAGUGGAAAACUUGCACCAGUCCCUCGCUUCCAAGGAAGGCCUGUCAGAUUAGAACACUUUUCAUGCACACUACAUGACCUAUAAAAGGACGCAACACAACUCGACAGUAUAUUUGACUGCCGAAGAGAUUUUAACAGUCUGAAUUUGAGCUAUUUUGCUUUGUAAACGUCAAAACAGCGCAAGAAAACAAAGAGGAGUAAAAUUACCUUAAGUGGUGUUUAUUUUUAUAGCCAAAUUCGGACUUAAAAAGGAGUUUGCACAGCCUGGCCACUAGCGGUAGGUUUUUCUUGUCACUGAAGAGUAAAGCUUGUCACCUGGCACCGCUAGAUCACAGCCUUGAGGAGGCAUAAAUUCAUGUUCGUUUGUUCAUAUAGGCGUUGCCAAGUCGAAAAUGUACUUUAAAAAAAACAGAAAUUCUGAAGGGGAGGAGGGUUCACGAUUAUGGAAUUCUGAGGGCAUGGGGGGGGUAACGCAUUUUGGAAUUUCCGAAGGCAAGGGGGGGGUAAAACAUGGAAGCUGUCCGUGGUUGGGUAUGGAUAUUUUCUGGAAUUGCCCAAUCACACCAUUAACCACGUUUGCGACACUGAAAGAAAUAUCCUCAGCCAACCAGGCACAAUGUUUCCACACUUAAUAUGGACCAAAUAUCAUCAAAUUACUCUCGCUCAACAACUCUCGCCUUCUCCACAUAAAUCGUCACAUGACACAGUGGAUUUAUUCAAGAUUCCGAAUGUAGACGAGCCCUUUUGAAAGGGACACAUGGAGGCUGGCCUUCAAAACAAUUUUUAACUAAGUCUCUGGUCUGGUCAGAAAUAUGCAUCAAUGUUGUUCUCGCCAAGUAGAUGUGACUCCUACAAACUACUUUUUGAGGCCAGAGACUCGUCACGACCCACAUCAAAGCUCGCAAUGUGAUGCCUUUCUGUCUCAAGCCCGAGAUCAGUGUUUCACCCAUUUAGCCAAAAUGAGACAAAAUAUGGUAACAUAUCGGACAACGGCAGACUUUCAUGAGACUUGCUCCUUCAUAAGGCUCAAUGAUGCCUUCCGGAAAACUUUGCUGCAUGCGGCCAAAGUGAAAUCUAGAAAAUUAACCGACCAUGGAAAAGAACUUACCACGUGCGCUGAUUUCAAAUUUAAUAGUGUUUUAUGACACAGGGUGAAUUAUGGGAAGUGAUAGGUGGAAGGGGGGGGAUGGGGGAGAUAGAAACAGCAUUAUAAACACAUUAUCUUAUUGUCUACUGCAGUUUGUUAGGGUUUUUUUGUACUGAAAGCAUCAUAAGAAAAAAAAAAUGGCCAGGUACUGAACAAUCCACCAAUGAGACUGUUGCUAAAAAAUCCUGGAGGUAACUUUUUGCAAAUCCAGACAGAUAUCUGUUGCAGUUUAUUUUUUUAUUUCAGUCAAUUUUUUUUUUCAUUUGUUUUUGGGUAUGGUAAUGUGUGUUAAUGAGUUUGAAACCAGGGAAAAUGAAAAUUAACUGAAAUAAAAAAUUAACUAUAUCCAAGUUGUAAUGUAUGUCACUACAUGACUAGUGCCUGGGACUGUGCAGAGCUUCAGAGAAUACUCAGUAAUUGCUUUUCAUGACUAUAUGUCAAAGUCAACCAACCCGGUGUGGUUUGAAGAAAAGUGAAAACAGUGUUGUUUUCGCAAAGAAAAUGACCUCAAAAGGCCAAGUAAGUUCUAAAAAAAUCCUGUUUAUGAAGAGUAAAACAAAUUUCUAAAAAACCUAAGUGCAUCACUCAGUAUUGUGAAGAUUUUUUAGGAAUUGUAUGGGAUUGUGUGGAUUUGAUCAAAUUGUGUGUUUUCAGACCCACACACCUUGUGAAGCCCUGUUAUAAUACGGUUGGUAGUUAUGACUAAACUUAACAAAUAGAUUUAGCCAGGGCUAAAAGUGAAGCUCUCGUUACUAUACUUAUAAUUUACUCACACAAAAAUAAAAUCAUGUGAUGCUAAACAGUGACGGCAUUGAAAACAACAACAAAAAAACAGCUUUAACAACAACAGGUCUAACUAGCAAAGAAAACAACUUUGCACAUGCAGCACACUUUUUUUUUUGGACAUUUCUUUACCUUUAUUGUUGCACGACUACAACGUGAAGCUUUCUAGUGUAUGCACUUUUUAUGGAGGAAAUGUUGUAUGUUCUCACUAAAAAUAAAUUGCUGCUUGUGUUCCUGUUCACUUUCUUUUGCAUUGCCAAUCAUUUUCAUCUUACUGGCUGCUAUUAAAAACAUUCCUCAUUUUCUCACUACUGCUAUGAAAUUUUCAUGUGUUUUUAAAAAAAUUUGUCUCCUUUGUUUUUAUCUCUCGCUCUUGUUCUUUCCAUGUUAUCCAUGUCAGCCUAGACAUUAAAACUUAUUCAAAGAAGAGACUCGGCUUUGUUGUUGUUUUUCCUCUCUAAAAGUCCGGGUGUCCAAGAUGACUGUAACAUGGACGUCUAUCACCAAGUACCACUCAAAGUAAAAAAGGUCAUUACACAUUUGUUAUCCCAUGGUGCAGACAGAGCUAAAAUACUACUAACAUUUCUUGGAUGCAUGGAUAACCAAGUUAUCUCACCCAUGGUGCUCCACUGCGCACACUUUGCGUGUGUGAGAGCUCCUACCCAAGUGUCCUGUGUCCAUGAUGAUUUGUAAUAAUUACCUAUGGAUGCAGACUAAUUCAUGACAUGCAUCCGGUAGGAUGCAAAGAUUGAGACAUUGAUUUAUAUGUGUUUUCGAAGAAAUUGAUAAUUUAUUACUUUGUUGUCUUUGAUUCUAGAGGACAAAUGCAAUAAAUUUAGCAACAAGUCAUGUGAUGAAUGUGUUAAACAGGAUGGGGUAAGGUGGUUUUUAAUAAACAAAUUUAUGAAAUGAAUAACCUCAGUACACAAAUUUAUUGAAUACCAAAUGAAUACAGUUUAAAUACUACUGAGUGUGCCUUCUAACCAAGGUUGGCACAGUGGUGCAUGACAGCUCUUGCCUCCCAGUAAUGUGGCCCAGGUUCAAAUCCUGGCAUCGACGUCAUUUGUGGGUUGGGUUUGUUGUUGGUUCUCUCCCUUCUUCUGAGAGGCUUUACUAUGCGUACUUUGGUUUUCCCGUCUCCUCAAGACUAAAUUCUAAUUCAAUCAGGAAUGAAUGCACAUGUUUAAACAAGUUCUUAAGAACUCCUCAGUGCAGCCUUGUGGAUUUAUAAACAGAUUACAAAAAAUUCAUUUUUGGCAAUUUAUAAUGUAGAACAUUACUCUGAACGUUUCAGGAUUUGGAAAUCAAUAAAUUGUCUUCAUUCUUUGCUAGUCAUAAGCCAGGUAGUGUUAAUUGUUCACUUUCUGUCAAGGGUUGUGGGAGUUGAUCUGGUUAAUCUCUCACAGUGUGAAGCCAAAGUCUAAGAGACUCACAACAACACCAACCGAAAAAACAUUUCUGCCUGACUCAGUAUUUAAGUUCAAUUCGUGUUUGCAUGCCCAAUUUAGCCAUGUCUCGUCACCAAGUUAAUAUUAGAUGAUAAUCUGUUAGUCUCUUUGUAGUCAUUUAGAUAAUUUCUGGGGCUAGUUGUUCGAAGGCUAAUAGGGCAUUUGCACUAAGAGGUCAUGUGAUAUCAUUUUUGUAAAAAUGAAAGUUAUAUGAUUUUGCCUUUGAAAAACAAUUAGUGAGUCAUAUCUUAAACAAAAUAAUAGUGAUUUGGUUUUUCAAACCCACAUCAUUUUCUGAGAAUGAGUAAGUUUGCAGCAGGUCACAUGACCAAAAUAUGAUUUUUAAAAUAAUUUGUGAAUUAAUUACUUUCUGAACACAAAUUUUGCACUUACAUGUAAACUUCAAGGAAAAUGUUGAAAAGAUGAUAUGGUAAUGUGUACAGCACAUCUGAGCAUAACUGUCAACCGUUUGACGAUACAGGCAAAAAGUAGUUUUGGCCGCCAUUUUGGAGGGCAUACUUUUGCCCUCCAAAAUGGCGGCCAAAUAUUAAUGAGUAUAAAUCAUCCUACUUUGUUGAAAAAUCAAAGUGCCAUAAAAUAUCUCCCUUAAAUGCAUUUCCUCUAACAAAUUUCGGACGUAAGAUAAUCUUUACGUGCUUUGUCAAUUUUGGCAUCAGCAAGAUUCCAACUCAUUUUUUAACUAAAGGAAGCAUUGUUUUCAUGUCCUCUUGGUGCAAGUGGCCUAUUAGCACUAACCUGGGUCGUAUGUUCCAUAGAUUUUUCAGCCAUAAUUUUGUCUAUUCUUUUUAGAGUAUCUAAUCAUCCAGUUGAAUGCAAAAAUAUUUAAACUGAAUUCAAAUUCUGGACUAAUCCUGGGUUAUCUCAAUCCAUCUUUGAUCAACCCAGCUCUUCAGGAUGGGAUGGUGUCCAGGAUCAGUAUGGAAUUAUUGUUUUAAUUUCUUUUUCCUAUAAGCCGUCAGCUGUCCGCUCUGGUAAACUUCUCAGUUCCAAUAAAGUACAAUAUUUCUGUCUACUAUAAGUUAUGACAGGCCAAGGAACGCCUUUUGGCAUUUAGUUUGAGCUCUGUGAUUUUAGUUACAUGAAGAAAAUUUAUUGUUACAUCUUCAAUCCAUAUGAAAAAUAUGGUUCUUUUUGUCUUACUUUCCAGUGUGCAUUUUGUGAAAAGGACAAACAUUGUAUUCCAUUUGAUGUGGUGAAAGACGUUACGCACAAGUCCUGCGAGGGUCAGGAUUGGAAAUACAAACAGUGUGUCGGUGAGCAAAUUAACAUUGCAAAGUUAUUAUCUUACUUGUAGUACAAGGUAACUUGAUAAUGGCAUAAUUGCUCCACAUCGUUCGCGUACUCAGGCAGGUCAACAAAUGAACUAUCAUCGCUGUAUUGCUGAAAUAAAAUCAGGAUAUUUAAGGGCCUUUGAUGACUGAUUUUGUUUUUUCACAAGAUAAUAUUAUAAAUUAGUUUAGACAUGUCAGAGUCAUCGGUAAGCUUUACUCUUAUUUAUACAACUCAGCCAGUCAAGUCAAUCAGUGCAGGCGAAACAAGUAAGAUUAUGUUGGCGAAUCGACCUCAGUGUAGACGAAACGACUUGUAGGCGAAACGAUCGGUUUCCGUCAGAGCUGGGUAGUGCUUCUGAUUUGGGUGUGCCGCUAUGAAAAUGCGCUUAAAUCACAAGCACUUCCCAGAUCUUGCUGGUGACACGCUGAUAGNAGUAUGGAAUUAUUGUUUUAAUUUCUUUUUCCUAUAAGCCGUCAGCUGUCCGCUCUGGUAAACUUCUCAGUUCCAAUAAAGUACAAUAUUUCUGUCUACUAUAAGUUAUGACAGGCCAAGGAACGCCUUUUGGCAUUUAGUUUGAGCUCUGUGAUUUUAGUUACAUGAAGAAAAUUUAUUGUUACAUCUUCAAUCCAUAUGAAAAAUAUGGUUCUUUUUGUCUUACUUUCCAGUGUGCAUUUUGUGAAAAGGACAAACAUUGUAUUCCAUUUGAUGUGGUGAAAGACGUUACGCACAAGUCCUGCGAGGGUCAGGAUUGGAAAUACAAACAGUGUGUCGGUGAGCAAAUUAACAUUGCAAAGUUAUUAUCUUACUUGUAGUACAAGGUAACUUGAUAAUGGCAUAAUUGCUUCACAUCGUUCGCGUACUCAGGCAGGUCAACAAAUGAACUAUCAUUGCUGUAUUGCUGAAAUAAAAUCAGGAUAUUUAAGGGCCUUUGAUGACUGAUUUUGUUUUUUCACAAGAUAAUAUUAUAAAUUAGUUUAGACAUGUCAGAGUCAUCGGUAAGCUUUACUCUUAUUUAUACAACUCAGCCAGUCAAGUCAAUCAGUGCAGGCGAAACAAGUAAGAUCAUGUUGGCGAAUCGACCUCAGUGUAGACGAAACGACUUGUAGGCGAAACGAUCGGUUUCCGUCAGAGCUGGGUAGUGCUUCUGAUUUGGGUGUGCCGCUAUGAAAAUGCGCUUAAAUCACAAGCACUUCCCAGAUCUUGCUGGUGACACGCUGAUAGAUAAAUUUCUGCACUUGUUUCUCAGAUGUCAUUUUGCAGAGAAACCAGUGGGCUCACAGUUGCGAAAUGUCAAUGUAUUACAUUGUAUCUCAGGCUAUUCUCACCAACAUAAUGCUUUGAUUUUCAGUCUCUGGUAAAGUUCUUCUCAUUGCUUUACCUGUGACUGGUUUUGUGGUGCUGCUAGCUCUGGGAUGUACCAUCUACUGCUGCUGUUGCCGAAAGAAAAAGAGAUUCCGAGGGUAUGUAAUAUCAAUCGAUGCAAACUGUUACAGUUCCUUUUGCAAGUAUACAGUUUGCUGACACAGCACACCUGACUUGAAACGAUUUUUUAUUACCCUUUAUCUCAUAGACUGGAUAAAGAAGAAACUAAAUGGCGUCGUCAAAGAGAGGAAAUAGAAAUCAAACACAAAGAAAGGUAUAAUGAUUGUUGACCAAUGCGUUUUACGUGAAGUAUAAGCGUCAUGCUAAACGUGUACCAGCUUUACUAACUAAGGAAAAGGGAUCAACUUAGGUUCUGGGAAACUAGAAACUGCCCACCUACCCCUCCCCUAAGUCAACAUUAACACUUACUUCUCACUUACGGCAAAAUGUUGGAUUAGGGGAGGGGUGGGUGGGCAGUUUCCCAGCAACCUUAAUUGAACCAGGAAAAGGUGCAAAAAAUUAGAGUGAUUAUUGAUGUCAAAAGUAACCGCGUAAUGAUUUACUAUUUUUUCUCUCAGGCGCGAGGAGCGACAGAAGAAACACGAUGAGAUCAGGAAGAAAUAUGGUAAAUAAAUAUUCUUCUUGUAUUUCAAGUUGUUGAAAUUGGCCGUAUUCACACUAACCUGCGCACAUUGAGAUGAGUUUUCCGUUGGAUAAUUUGCGUCAGACAGAUAAACCGUCUUACUUUGAAAAUGGAACGGUAUUAAUUUUUGAUGGACAAUCCGCCUAACUUUAUCCAUCUCUUUUUCCGUCAAUUUUGACGGAUUUGGAGGAUGGAUUAUCCGUCUCAGACCGAUAAUCCGUCUCUAGUGUGAAAACGGCCAUUAUCGCGGACAUGCAUUGUGCUGUGAUGUGAUGUGAUGUGAGGUACAUGUAUGGUUGGUGGGUGGAGGGGGAAGGGGCUUUCUUUUCCCCUCACAGACAAGUGAAUCACCAUUCUAAUCAGGUCGCGAAAAAAAAAACACUUGAAUUCCACCUUGUCCUUUGGGCAAACAGCUCUCUCAUUUUGCUUGCCAAGGACCACUUCUUGCUUGUCUUAGUAAAUGAUGUUUUUAGAGAAUGACUUACCUCGACCCUUGUCUACUGGAAAAGUAAGCAAGUGAGCUUUUAAAGGUAUACUUGCCUUGCAACAAUAUCUUCUUGCCUCGGCCGGACUACCGAACGGGACUUUUUUCGGGCCUUGCCAAUGUGACUAAAUUGUGAUUCAUUGUCCUCACUCAAACUUUAUCUCGUCACUCAUAUUUACUCUUGCCAAACUGUAUAAUACGCGUUCGCUGAAUCCUUACCUCACAAAUACUGUUAAACGCAUUGAGCUGUAGCUAUAUACAUGUAUGUAAUUGUGGCCAGCUCGUUGCUGUUCAAAAGGUAAAUGGCGCUAUCCACUGGAAAAAUCUCUAUCCAGUGGAUAACGCAAUUGGUUUCUCUUCUGCUUACCCACUGGAUGAAAGGGUGAAAGAUGUUGAAAGAUUUUGAGUCGUAUUUUCAGGGUAGAAGGUUGAACUUUGUAAGAUUUCCUUCGGACAUUUUUUAACUUAAGCUUUUAUUGCAUUGCAGGUCUUUACAAGAAGGACGACUCAGAGGAAACCGAAGACGGCCGUUAUCACCGAUUUGACAACACAGCUGUCGCUUGA